Ambispora leptoticha is the source of this 1098-nucleotide messenger RNA. Lineage: Eukaryota; Fungi; Glomeromycota; Glomeromycetes; Archaeosporales; Ambisporaceae. The record is from the annotation of a GenBank genome assembly.
AUGUCUACUGAUCAGACGAAUCCGUUGGACCCUGCCAAUGUAUUAAACAUACUUGAAGAUAGUCUACCAAGACCGCAAACCGAGGAAACCUUAACUGAUACCUCAGCUUCUGAGAAUGUCAUUCUUAGGUCAGGUCUUGACGCAUUAGCGGUGUUAUUUCACUCUAUUAUGCUCGCAGUUGACUUCCGGUUUGUUGGACUGGGCGAGGAGGGAACUUUAGAAACACAAGAUACAACAGCGAUAAGACCACUUCCAAAGGAAUGGAAUGCCAAAGGCCCAGAUUCCUACGCAUUCAGAUAUAAGCAUACACAAUCCUCACUUACUUUCUUAGUGAAAGGGAUGCGAUUAUCAAAUAAAUUUCUAAUACAUGGAAUGGGUAUAGAGGAUAACAAAACCUUCACAAUGGAGAUAGUGACAGAUCAUUAUACAUCACCGUCAUUUUUUCCCUACGCUACACAAUCUUUGGAGCCUCUCAUAAAUGGAUUUUUAUCGCAGAGCCGAUUAAAAGACUUGAUUACCCUUUACAAGAUUAAUAUUAUUCAAAAUUUGCUCCCCAAUCUAAAUAAACCUGGAUACGAAGAAUCCACACCAACAUCUUCUGCCCAAGCUGGACCAAGAUCACCAAAUCGGCAGCCCGAAGUUGAUCCUUUACGUAUACGACCAUCUGUUCCUUUCCAUUCACCAUACAGAAUGAACGACCCUUCAAGAUUUGAAAACCCCUUUAGCGUCGGACGAGACGAUCUAGAUCCACUUGGCUCUAAUCCUAUAAUUGGACCGCCCAGAUUCGGCAGCGGUUAUGGUCUUCCACCUUUAGGUGGUCCUAGUCGAGGUGGUGGUAUGUACGUUGGACCAGAUCACCCUAUCUUUGAUUCAAGGAGAUUUGAGGGCGAUAGAAUACCUCCUGAUGGUCCAUCAAUUCUUCCACGAGGUGCUGUUCCACCUGGUGCAAGGUUUGAUCAAAUUUUACCAUUUGGACCUGGUCCUCGAGGUCGUGGCGGUGUAGGACGUGGUGGAGGACGUGGUGGAAGUGGAAUUUUUAGUGGUGAACCGGAUUUUGAUGAGAUACCUCCACCAGGUUAUAACGAUAUGUUUAUGUGA